UAAGAUGUCGGCCUCCGAGGAGCUGCGGAAGUGGCUUUCGUGGCGGCAGGCCCGGGCGGCUGCCCCGGUGACAGGUGGUGUGGGGCAGCAUGGCAGCGGACGGCGGCGGCGUCAACCUGCGCGGUCGGAGCCUCCCCGAGCUGCGGGAGAUGCUGAGGCGGCAGGAGCGGCUGCUGGCGGACCGGAAAUUCAUUGCUAGACUUCCAGAUAAGGGUAAGAAGAUCUCAGAUUUCGCUGAAAAGCUGACCCUUGCCAUUGUACAAGAGGAAGAAUUAGCAAGGACGGCUGAGCUGUUAUCUGCUGUCAGGUUGGAGUUUCAGGAGAAACAGGAGGAGAUCAAUACAUGUAAACAGCAAGUUAUCCUAAACAAGGACACACAAAGCCAUGAAGAUUCCUCAGUCUUUAAUGAAAAACAUAAUAUUAAUAAAGUUUCUGAGAUUUCUUCCCAAAGGCAAGAGGCAGAACAUCUUCAGCAAGAUGCCUCACAUACAGUUCUGGACAAUGAAAGGACUCAGAGGAAAAAUGAUAAAGUGAAGACUAUUACAAAAGAUCAGAAUCUUUUUUGUGAAGUCAACUCCAAGUCAGCCACAAACAGUCCUCUCAGGAAUGAUCAGCAGGUAUCUCAGAGCAAUACAGAGGAUGGUACAGGAAGUACAGGUGCUUUGGACAACAGUAAAGAUGCAUUGGUUGAUGCCUUUCAAAAAGUUACAAUUGUAGAUGGGGAUCAUAGUGAAAAAGUAUUGGAAAAAGAGCAGAACGUGGCCAAAUGUAAGGGCAAUGUCUUUGGAAGGCUGCACCCCAAGACACCACAUUACAUUGAAGUUCUAGAGUCUAGAGCCAAGAACCCGGUCAUAAAAAAACCCAAAUUUAAAACAAAUGUAUUGUCAGGAGAGCAAAGUGGAUCAUCACAUGGUUCCUCCUCUAGUCAGUCACCUGGGGGAUUUGGCUCUCCAGUUACUGCUGAAGAAAGACGACUUAGAGAUAAGAAACAUUUGAAUGACAUCACAGCAGCUCGACUGCCACCACUUCACCAUUCCCCUGCUAAGCUAUUAUCCAUAGAAGAGUCCAUAGCAAUUCAGAUACAGCAAAAAGAAGCUUAUGAGGAAGUGCAAGCCAAGCUUGCAGCACAGAAGCUUGCGGAGAGACUGAAUAUAAAAAUGCUUAGGUUUGAACCGGAAGGAGAGGCCUCAAUGCAGUACAGAGAAGUGAGAGAUGAAGAUUAUUUUUCAGCUGAAGACUGAAUUCAAGAAGAGAUGUGUGAGGAUGAGCCAUGUAACCAAACUUUGUGCAGUGCUUCUUAAAACACCGAACCUGGAUAUUGAGGAUGCUUGAUCUAGUAAAUUUUUCUCUUGUUACAGCUAUAGGAAGGGUUCAAUGUAAACAUCAUAAAGAUAAGUGUUAUUAUGUGGUAACCUCAGUGUUAUUUGGGGGCUGGUUUUUGAGCUCUUGCCACAGGUAAUCUUUGUGGAAUGCCACACAGUUUUCAGCUGCAGCUACUUGCAGGCAGAUGAUGAGAAAUCCACAAAAGAAAGUUUCUUCUACCAAAAAUGGAUUACAAAGGGUAUUGGCACAGGUGUCCAUAGAGUAAGCUAAGGUGCCUGUGAACUGCUUGAUGUACAAAAGGUCUUGUACAUAAACAUGAGAUGUUUAUCCAUUUAAGAUUAACUUUCUUUGUCUGUUUGGUGAGAACACAUGCCCUGACAGUGACAACAAAUAUGGGGUAUUUAGGCUGCAAAUUAGCUUCUUAUCCCAUGGGAACUUGUUUCUGUGACUGCACCUUAAAAUAACACUUUCUGCCUUUAUGUUGUAAAUAGGCAAGGAUUUCAAGUUACAUUGUAACUCAGAUUCUGCUUGGGCUUUAAGAUUAAUUUUUGAUUAUUGCUGUAAAGCACAUCAAGAGAGAAACUUAUCUGAAGGUGUUAAUAUUUUUAUUAAAGGUUUUGGUGCUUUUUCCAUAUUUUUGUACACUGUGUUCACACUUUGGUAUGCUAUUUUUCAUAGUAUGAUACUGUAAAUUAUGAGAUCCACCCCUGUGUUUUCUUGGAGAAAAUGUUUUCUCUAUAUAUUGAAGUUCUUUGAAGAUAAAAAAAAUAUUUAUUACAAUAACUUUUUCUGCCUUUUAGUAUGAAUUUUGAAAGAUAAGGAGCACACCUGCAAAGUAUUUCACAAUGAUAUUCCACUGUUGACAGGAGAUUCCAAGCUUACUACAAGUUCAGUUCUGAAAAACAAACCUCAGAGGUGCCUUGUGUAGCCUGGCAA
This is a messenger RNA of Dryobates pubescens (Downy woodpecker), 2259 nucleotides long. RefSeq names its product RNA polymerase II subunit M (gene POLR2M). The record is from RefSeq and is a predicted model, not a curated record. Gene Ontology annotation, molecular function: transcription elongation factor activity. Gene Ontology annotation, cellular component: nucleus; intracellular anatomical structure. The transcript has 4 exons. NCBI's taxonomy places the organism in Eukaryota, Metazoa, Chordata, Aves, Piciformes, Picidae. Bases 90 to 1241 code for a protein of 383 amino acids. Gene Ontology annotation, biological process: transcription elongation by RNA polymerase II; intracellular signal transduction.